AUGAAUGAAAAUCAAGAAACUACAACAGAUAAAACUACAAAUCCAACUCCAAAUGGAAAAUGUACAUGGAAAUUAGCUUUAGCUUAUUCAUUCAAUGCGUUAGUUUUUGGAUCAAUGUUCACAGUUUUAAUAGUUGCUAAUUUAAUUGGAAUACAAGGUCAUGGUAAAAUCUGGCCAAUUGUUGUUGGUGGUGCCAUCUCUGCUGCGCUUAUGAUGUGUAACAUAUUAAUAUAUCCUGUGAUUUUUAUUAUUUAUAAAGUGAUCAACGAGAAAAAAUGGAAUAAUAGAUACUGGAUUCCCAUUGGUGUAUUAUUUGUUGAUCUUCAUUUACUUGUUCCUUUAUAUCCUGUUGUCAAUGAUAUUGUGUUCAAUGACCCACUUCCAUUAUGGUGGUUUAUUUAUCAUGUUAUUACUAUAUUUUCAAUUCUUUACCAAUAUAGAAAGGCUAAAAUAGCAGAAGGAGAAGCCAAAGAAGUCGAAAAAAAUGAGGAAGGUACUAAAGAAGAAAAAGAAGCUUUAAUUGAAGUAUAA
This is a messenger RNA of Insectozyma verbasci, 531 nucleotides long. The record is from the annotation of a GenBank genome assembly. Lineage: Eukaryota; Fungi; Ascomycota; Pichiomycetes; Serinales; Debaryomycetaceae.